GCAUAGUGUAGAUAAGAGCCUGUAUAUUUAUUUCGAUGUAUACAGUACAUGCAGUGAAAUGGCAGACGCUAAAAUUUCAGUGGCUUGGGAUCAGUUCAGCUGUUCAGUCUGUCUGCAUCUAUUAGGUUAGCCACAAAAUAACAUAUUUUUUACCAUACAAUAGUUAAAUGUGUCCCUGAAAGGGACUUUGGUCACACCUACAAACACCUGUUUUGCACACGUCUCAAUACAGGAAACACUUCUCAUUUGAAACGUAGUGUUGUUCAGCAGUUGUAGCUAUAUCUGUGUGCUCUUGCCUGAAAUGGCAGAAUCCCGUAUUUCAGUAGCCGAAGAUCAGUUCAGCUGUUCAAUCUGUCUGGAUCUACUGAAGGAUCCAGUGACCAUCCCCUGUGGACACAGUUACUGCAUGAGCUGCAUUACAGACUGCUGGAAUCAAGAUGAUGUGGAGGAAGUUUACAGUUGCCCUCAGUGCAGACAGACCUUCACUCCAAGACCUGCUUUAGGUAAAAAUACUAUGCUGGUUGAAGUGGUGGAGAAACUGAAGCAGACUAAACAGUCUCGUCCUGCUCUCAGUUAUGCUGGACCUGGAGAUGUGGGGUGUGACUUCUGUACUGGAAGGAAACGCAAAGCUGUAAAGUCCUGUCUGGUGUGUCUGAACUCUUACUGUCAAAGUCACUUUAAGUGUCAUGAAGAAUCUCCUUUAAAGAAACGACACAAAGUGACUGAUGCCACUGGACGACUGCAGGAGAUGAUCUGCCCUCAACACGACAGAUUGCUGGAGGUUUUUUGUCGUACUGACCAACAAUGUAUUUGUUUGAUGUGUACGAUGGAUGAACACAAAAAUCAUGAUACUGUUUCAGCUGAAGCAGAGAGGACAGAGAAACAGAAACAGGUUGGAAAUGCACAAGGAAAAAUCCAACAGAGAGCCCAAGAGAGACAGAAUGAGAUUCUGGAGCUCAGAGAGGCCAUACAGACUCACAAGCAUUCUGCAGAGGCAGCAGUGGAAGUCAGUGAGAAGAUCUUUAAUAAACUGAUCCGCUCCAUUAAGAAAAACCGCUCUGAGGUGACACGGAUGAUCAGAAAUCAGGAAAAGGCUGCAGUGAGUCGAGCUGAAGAACGACUGGAGCAAUUGGAGCAGGAGAUUGAUGAUCUGUUUAGGAGAGACGCUGAGCUGGAGCAGCUUUCACAGACAGAUGAUCACAUUCAUUUCAUAGAGAGCUUCCAGUCUCUUUCUGAACCUCUGGAAUCCACAGAUGUAUCCAGCUUUACUGUUAGUUCUGUCCUCUCUUAUGAAAAUGUGAAAAAACCUGUCUCUCAAUUGAAAGAAAAACUGGAGAAGUGCUGUAAAGAAGAGAUGAAAAAAAUAUCUGGUCAAGUAACAAACAUCAACAUCAUUUCCAGUAAUAAACCCAAGACUAUGGAGGCGUUACAACAGUUUUUCUAUCCACAAUUUGUCACUUUAUCAUCAGACGAAAAUGACGACAAUGAUGACAAUGAUGACAAUGAUAAUUUCACACUGUAAACAAAGAGUCAAAUUCCGAAACAACACUACUAAGGACCCUAAAUCAGAGGAUCUGCCGUUUGGGACACCAUUCAGUCUAGAAAACCAUAGCUGAGUACUUUAUGGCCAUGCAAUCUUGAAAGAGAUGAUCCUAGCUAAAGGAAGAACAUUGUCAACGAUAGGAGUUAACCCAAGACUAAUGGUCAAAAGGACAAGACAUUGUGACUCACACAAAGAAAACCACAAAGAUAAUGCCAGAGGUUGUUUGAUCCCCAAGACAUAGAUACAAAACAGACCUUCUUCUUAAAGACCUUUGAAUGACCUCCAAACACAGGUUUGAAAUCUAUAGAAAAUCCAUAGAGACUGUUUUUACAUAUAAAAAUGCAUCAGACCAUUCCAAAACAAUGCUAUGGACAUUUACUCAAACAUUGUUUAACUGCAUAAUUCUAUAUCAUGUCACAACCUAUAUGUGUGACUAUUAUGCUUAGAUCACACAUAAUUCAUGCAAUUGUUAUAACUAUUGAAUUGUUUAAUGGAAGCAUGGAGUGUUUGAUAUCAGUGUGAAUGUCAUCUGACUUGAAUUAUUCUUUGAGUCAAAUCUCUGUCAAAUGUAUUGUAUUCUUAUUAUAGAAAUCACGUCAAAACGGUACUCUCUGCUAAGAGCGGGAAGGCUAGGAGAUCAUCAGACAACAUGUAAUUUAUGUGAGAGGAGGAGAAACAGCCACCAUUGAACCAAAGACGAUAUCUAAUUGGUCAGAAUUCUUCAAAGAGGCUGGACAGACACCUCAGGUUAAAAGCAUCAGACGAGUAGACAAUCGAAAAUACAACAGAUCAAAACAGCAGAAAAUUGGUUAAAAGUUUAAUUCAAGCAAUCUAACUAUGCUAGUCUCAUCUACUUUCCUUUCCUUUACUUAGUUCUUUUCUUUCUGUUGAGUCUUGUGUUCUAAGUGAAGUUUUGCCGUAAAGCCCACUUCAAACUUCAAUUCAUCCCCGAGACUUUCCAAUCAUCCGCCAACACACCAACGUGAUUGGCCGCCAAAGACAUCAAUCCAGACACGACGAGACAUUAGUUUUAUUUGUUAGAAUCAUCAAUAAUGUCUCACUGGUAUUUAAAGAGAAGUGUCUUCUGUAAUGUGCUUAUGAAUUUAGAGUCUUAAACUGCUGAUCUGGUUACUUUGCUAAUAAAUAGUGUUUUCACUAUAGUUCGGAUAUUAAUAUCCGCUACAGAGUGGAUAGUUACGGCAUAUUCAAGGGAACACUGGAUGAUUCAUUUGUUCGGCCGUAAAAUAAGUGAUUCAUUUAAAAUUCCCUAUAAAUGAAUUAACAAUUCCAUUUGAGCUAAACUGACCUGUUUUUCCUUACGACAUGAAAUCAAGUGGCAGGAUUUAUCGUACGAACCAAUCAUAUCCAAUCAUAACCGGUCAUAUCCAGUCAUAGAGCAAUGGAGGCAUUGCUUCCUCUCACAUGACUUUCCACCAUUCAUUCUCAAUUACCCCCCAUCAAACUCUUCGCACACUUUGGGGGGUCUGUCAAAAAGCAAGAAGCUCAGGGGAGGCAAGCCUCCCGCUGUAACUUUACCUGCAGGUGUCGCUGUUGGACAGUUUUACUUUAGAAAAAUGAUUUGACUUUUACACUUUUUUUAAUGUCACAUUUUGUAAUGUUUGUAUUAUUUUAAAUAUAUAUAAAACUGAACUGUAUUUAUGUUUGUAGUUUUUUUUUUAAUUGCUUACACUCUAAAAGUGGUCUUUGAUGCCCACUCAGUGAAGCGAUUUACAUAUCUAAUCUUCAAACCAUUAAAAAACUACACCCAAUGACCAUAUGAAAACAUAUUGUUCACUUAGGAAAUAAAAACUCAAUGUUUUGUAAAAGAAAUAAAUUAUUUUACUCCCUUGCAUUUUGUUUAUUUUGUAAAUAUAUACUGAAUAUACAUACAAGUCAAGUCACCAUUACUUCUAUGGCACUUCAUACAAUACAGACUGUGUUUCAAAGCAACUUCACAAUAGUAACAAAUUCAAAUUCUGCUGCUUUAAUUUAAAUUUCACAGAUUCUGCAAGGGGUUCCCAUACUUUUUCAUGCAACAUGCAAAUUCUUACAAAUAUAGCCCCUUAAUUCAUUUUUUUUUAACUCCUGUAAAGGCAUGUCACAUAUUAUUAGAACUUAUCCCAGGCUUUGUAAUUAUAAUAUUCUACUAAAAUAAAAUAUCAACUAAUAUAAAAAUACAUGGAAUGUAACAGUGAGAGAACAAUGACUUCAGGGAAUUAUUGUUUGCAGUAAUCACAAAUAAUAUCAGUAUACCGUGUGUGUUACAUGUGCCCUGGGUCUGUGUUCAUCAACUUGGUCAUAUGGACUCCAUUUCCCACAAUUCCCCAUCUAGGAACUAAUCACACACUCACACCUGUUUCCCAUCAGUGACACUUUAUAAAGCUGCACUCUAACACACAUACAUUGCUGAGUAUUGUUUAGUUCUGUGUUUCCCAGCCCUGUUCCUGGAGGCACACCAACAGUACACAUUUUAAAUAUCUCCCUUAUCUGAACCAUAUAUUUCUGGUCUUGGACUUUCUACUAAUGAACUGAUGAGUUGAAUCAGCUGUGUUUGAUUAGGAAGAUUUGGAAAAUGUGUACUGUUAGUGUGCCUCCAGGAACAGGAUUGGGAAACACUGGUUUAGUUGUAUGUUAUCCUGUUUUCCUUGUUCUGCUUUGCCUUGCCUGUGUUUUUUGACCCUGGACUGAUUUCUUUGUUUUUGAUCGUUUGCUGCCUGCCUUUACCUUUGUCUGUGUAUUGGAUUUACUCUUUUGCCUUUCCUUCUUGUUACUGUUUGCUGGUGUUUGACCUACUGCAUGUACGACUACGCUCUUAUGAAUAAAGCCUGCAUGUGGAUCUCCAACUCCGUUGCCCCGCUCCCUACAUUGCAGUGUGUUUAUGUAAAUCCUAAAUUCCAGUUUAAAUUUGUAUUCCAAAUUACUGAUUUUUUUACUGAUCUGUAUUUAUACAAAUCUGAGUAAAAAUCUGAGAAUAUUAUUCACAA
This is a messenger RNA of Megalobrama amblycephala (Wuchang bream), 4527 nucleotides long. RefSeq names its product E3 ubiquitin/ISG15 ligase TRIM25-like. The record is from RefSeq and is a predicted model, not a curated record. The coding region runs from base 302 to 1522 and encodes 406 amino acids. The transcript has 6 exons. Lineage: Eukaryota; Metazoa; Chordata; Actinopteri; Cypriniformes; Xenocyprididae. Gene Ontology annotation, molecular function: zinc ion binding.